CGACGACUGAAAGACUCAAAGAACCGGUGGCAGGUCUGACAGACGGGGGUUACAUGCCAAAUUAACUGGGUAUAACGAGCUUGACAGUCCAAGCCCCUUUCUCUGACCAACUUGGGCUCAAAUUUGCUUGUGCCGCAAACGUCGAGGAGUGAGACAUUGCAAGUGCCUGUCCCUGUGAGACGCGCGGCGGAGAGGACGACAGGGUUUUGGGCCCUGCGCUUUGCCCUGUCUGGGCAUUGUGCAUUUGUGAGAUGUGCUUGACUUUGGAAUGCUAAGAUAGCCAGUGGUCAAAACGCCGCCACCACGGUCAGGCCUAGCGAUAGCAGCUGAGCUCAACGCACACAGCGCUCGCCCCACAACAUGGCUGGACUGGUGAUGCAGCAUGUCAAGGCACCUGUGCCACAAACAUGGCCACGCUGGCAGCAAACAAUACACUGGUUACAAGGCUGGAUCAAGCGAUUUCGACCUGCAGGCCAGCAAGAGCUGGAGCAGUUGCGGCGCAUUGAGUUGGCGCGCGAGAUUCUGGCGUGUCCAUUGCUCCUAGAGCACGAUGCCCUCUUCAUCCUCGAUCAGUAUGAUGUGCAAGCUCUGGAACGCCAGGCUACAUGGCAAGCCUUGCGCUGGCAAUUAAUCUUCGGGACGGCUACCUCCUGCUGGCUCGCCUGGCAUCUAGCCAAAAUGUUUGACCUAUCGGGUCUGGUAGAUCGCGCCACUACGGUGGUGAUUGCAGCGCUAUGCCCCUCUUGGAUGCGCGAGGCGUUUUGGCAGUUUCAGAGCACCACCCAGAGCAUGCAGAUGACCGUCCAAGAAACUGUUCAAGAGAGUGAUCUCCUUGGCUUUGUCGCAGAGUUUUUUGAGGAUGAAACUGAUGCCAGCCCCAUGCUGUCCAUUUCUUGGAAGGACGCUUGUAUGGGCUUGAUCUCCAUGGCCUCGACCGCAUACUUGACAGCCUCAGCUGCGCAUUGGAACUUUUGGCGAAAGCACUAUCACCAGGUCACAAAGAGCCUCACCAGCAUCGAAGCACAGGAAGCGCGCUUGUCCGAGAGUCUCAGCCUGAUACGACGUUUGGAAGUCAUGGCACAGCGGUGGGGAACAGGCUUGCCCACCAACGUUGAGUCCAGGCACGAGAUUGCCCGGCCCUUGCGCAUUGCCAUCGAUUUUGCGGGUAGCGAAGGAUUGUUGGCUGUGCAGGAGAAUCUCGUGCAGGCACCUGGACACAAGAGUUUUGGAGCCCGGCCGCCGCCGCGCUCGCUGCACGAGCGCGCGAAACGAAUCAAUGGUCACUGGACCACCUGCAACGCCGCCAGCGCCUCAGCAUUACAAUGUCUCGAAAUUAUGCGCACGUCUUCGCAACGGACGAUUGAAGCAUUGCCUCCACCGGCACAAGGUGCCUUUGCCACCGGAGCAGCCAGCCUCUUUGAUGUUGAUGCCACACGCCGACAUGUAGAUGUUUCCCUGCGCCAUGAGGCCCAGGCUUUGUAUGAUGAGCUGUUGGCAUGGUCGUCAGAGUCUUCUGCCUGUGUGCGCUUGGCAUUCGCUCGUGCUCAACAAGAGCGACUCGAAUUACUCGCAUCGCAGCUUAGCACGGCCAGUGAUGUGCUGCGCGCGUGCGGGGUCUGGGUUCGCACAAACCUUAGUGCACCUGCCACUGAUCAAGCAAACGCAUCUGACACGGUCGACACCGCCGCCAUGACUGCAUUGGAGGAUGUGCCUGUAUACGGGGAGAUGGAUGCUGAACCAGAAGAUGUCCUGCAACAGCGAGCACAGCCUGCUGCAACCUUUACCGCUACCUUGGCGCCAGAAGUGGACAGUGCAGAUGAAGAGGAUUUACCAGACGAGGAACGCAAGCGCCGAUGGAAAAUUCAGCUGCAGCAGCGCAAAGCUGAGCUGGCCCGAUCCAAGCGUGCUGAAGAAACAGCGCGUGCCCAGGCAGCCAAGGCUAAGGUUAUGUUGCAUGAAUUGCAGACCGCCAUCUCGACUAUCCGGCGGUAA
Messenger RNA from Monosiga brevicollis MX1, 1992 nucleotides. RefSeq lists its product as uncharacterized. Bases 361 to 1992 code for a protein of 543 amino acids. The record is from RefSeq and is a predicted model, not a curated record. Lineage: Eukaryota; Choanoflagellata; Craspedida; Salpingoecidae. The transcript has 4 exons.